Messenger RNA from Cladophialophora immunda, 3848 nucleotides. RefSeq lists its product as uncharacterized. The coding region runs from base 380 to 2242 and encodes 620 amino acids. The transcript is spliced from 2 exons. Gene Ontology annotation, molecular function: zinc ion binding; DNA-binding transcription factor activity, RNA polymerase II-specific; sequence-specific DNA binding. The record is from RefSeq and is a predicted model, not a curated record. Gene Ontology annotation, biological process: positive regulation of transcription by RNA polymerase II; DNA-templated transcription. Lineage: Eukaryota; Fungi; Ascomycota; Eurotiomycetes; Chaetothyriales; Herpotrichiellaceae.
UCUGCUGCCUCCGCCUAUCUCGGUGCCUAUCGUCCUCCCCGUUGACGCCCGUCCUUGAUCCCGGCAACCGUACGGCAGACGGAGAAUAGUCGUCGUACCAGCGGCCUCUGCAGCUUGAAAUUACCUCUUCUUCUUGCUCCCUCCCACCUCGGCUAAUGCGACUCCUCCUCCUCCCGUCACCUCGAGUUCCCUCGCCCCUACCUUUGACAUGGCAUCCAGAGAUGGACGUUGAUUGAAGGUUGAAACAGGUCUAGAAACGCAAAAAUCAAUCCAGGCUCGGCCGUUGAUGCAAGGCUGUGUUACCAAAGCGCACAUGUCCUUGGUUGUAUACUGCUUGAAUACCCGCCACAACGGACUUGGUCGGUCGCAAUAGCACAGCAUGGACAUUGACCACGCGACCAUCUCCGAAGCAGAUCUGACACGUCUGUUGCCCACCUGUCAAAGAUGCCGUCGUCUAAGAAGGAAGUGCGACACAAAUCUGCCUGCCUGUCGCCUGUGUCAAAAGGGCAAAGCUGAGUGCACCUUUUUUGAUCAUGCCUUGCAGCAGACUCUGCCGCGAAGCUACGUCCAUUCACUGUUGACACGACUGGGACGCCUGCGUGCUGUUCAAGCAUCUGUCAAUGGGACAAGCGAGCCGCUGAGUGCCUUCAAACUGCCUCACCAUGAACGGAACACUUCGACGGCAUCCACCAACCUCGACGCUCCUCUCAACGACUGGGGCACUUACACAAGCGACCUUUCUUUCGACAAGCAUUUCAUCAUCGAACAUGCUAAUCCCACAUGCUGGCAGUUCUUGGGUAGCAGUUCGCCUUAUGCGUUGGUUGUCGAAGUCCUUGUACAUGCUCAAUCGAAGCUAGGUUCGAUGGUCCAUCAUCCGGACUAUGCUGGUCCCGAGUUCUGGCUCAAUGCCCAGAGCACAGAGGUUGCCGAGCCGUUGCAGCCCAGGGCUACGCCAUCGCGGGCUGAGAUUCAGAUGCUCAUCAACUUGUACAUGUCGACAACGAAUAUCCUGACGACCUUCUUCGACGCCGAAGACAUGACUUAUGAGAUCGAUACCUAUUUGCGCCACCAUGGAUCAAAUGUCAAGUAUCUCACUGGAAAGGAAGCACAUCAAUUUUUCCGGGUCGCCAUGAUCUGCGCCAUCGCUUCAGCGAACAAGGCAAGGCAUCACUCCGUCUACGACACCGAGUCGAUGGCGUAUUACUCCGAGGGUCUACAGUGUGUUGAAGAGGUAACUUCAGAUGUAUCUCCAGAUGCACUUCAAGCGCUCCUACUCCUUAUCUUGUUUACUUUAUUCCAGCCGCGGAAAGGCGACAUCUGGAAGUUGUUGGAUUUCGCCUGCCGUUUGAGCGUGGAGCUCAACUAUCACACCGAGACCAACGACGAAUACGAAGACGAGAAAAGUCAGAAAAAGCGCCGCGGCAUAUUCUGGGGAUUGUAUUGUAUCGAGCGGACGAUGGGACAACACCUUGGCCGGCCUUCGGAUCUGACAGAAGAAAUCAUCACCGCCGAAUAUCCUGCCUCGUUGAAUGAAGCCGCGAUGGCCGACCCAGACACGCUUCAGACUAUUCUUACCUCUCACUACUACCGGCUGACGUAUCUCCGCUCGGAGAUCUUCCGCGAGUUAUACCUCCCGGCGGUUGCACCUACGUUGCCCCGAAUGUGGUAUGAGCAAAGUGUCGAAUCUAUGUUGGCGUGGCGGCGAGAACUACAAUUCAUCGAGACCACGCCUGGCAUGGGCAGCAUGACAUGCGAGACGGGCUUUGAUACUUCGAUCUGUUUCCUAUUCCAGCCUCUGUUAUUGCGAGCACUGGCGGCAACCAAAGACUCGAUAUUGGGCCCAGAGAUCACCGAAGUCAUUCCGCGCGAGAGCUACCAUUCUGCCGUGAAGGUGGUUGAAUUCUACAACAAGCUCUUCCGUGGCGCCGAGGGCACGCCUUGGGGCAUGUAUCCUAUCACCAUGAUCUCGGCGCACUACAUCCACCAAGCCACCAUAAUCAUUAUGGCUCACUGUCUGCUGGCAAUUGAUGGACGAUUGCCUGUCGUGAGUUUUUCGAGGGAGCUCAGUGGCGAUGCAGAAGGCCCAGUGGAUUUCAGUGGUAUCCAUGAGAUAUCUGGAACGUGCUUGAUCUUGUUGAACACCCUGUCCAAGAAGUGGGCUGGCAUGGUGGGUAUAUUGGAUAUCUACAAAAGUCUGCAGGCAAAGGUGUUGCCCAUCAUGAUGCGGAGUGGGCUGGGCUGAGGAUUGCGCAAUUGUUCAGCACUCUGGAGUCUUCAGGCCACCAAUGCCAUGCAGGGCAAACUGGACACCAACAUGGUAUUUGGGGCCUGGCAUCUGGGUAAUCGUUGUGCCUAUCACCAAAGAAAAGCUUUAUAGCUCUAACCGCGACCCCAACUCCCAGCCUAACGCAAAUGCCGUUGGCUGGGAAUGCAACAUGGCCGCAAAUGUCCGAAUUAGGCAAGAGAGUCCUCAAAAACGGAAUCGCUGGUUGGAUGCGGAAUGCCAUCAUUCUAUUUGUUCAACAACUACAACAACGUCAACCCACAGCCAGGAUUGCUUUGCGGCAAUAAGGCAGGCUGACAGCAGAAUGCGGAAUUAUGGGUCUGUGCACAGCACUGUUCUAAUUCCUGGAUCGGCUCGUCCCUGUUGCUUUGAGGUCGUCCGGUGGGCGGUGUUCAUGAGCCUCUUUUCUCAGUCUCAUGAAUACAACCAGGGCAUGAGCGCCAUGAUGCGUCCGAGAAGGCUUUGUCGUGCGCCCCGACGUUGUCUUGAUUUUCUGCUUGAUCUUUGGGAGGGGUCGCCAAACAAAGAAACACCGGAACCCAUAACUGAGACAAACAAGUUGUCUUCAUUCACCACUCUGCCGACAACACGACAUGUAUCGGAUCAAACAAUCGAUAUGGUCAAUCGACAAACAAUUCCACUGCCCGACGUUUCAAGCGAGAGUCACGCACGUCCUCAGUUUUGAAAUUCUGACUCUAAGCUUCACAUGGGGAAUGAUCAGUCAGACUCACCGAAAGGCGCUCAGGGAUCUGUAACCAGAGAUCCGUCAAUUAAACCUGCUUCUCACAUCUACUCGUCGAUUCUCUGUUUUUUUCGGACCGAACUGAAAUCAGUAACAAGCUCGCAACGACUCAGGUCGACUUCAAACCUACAAGAUUUGUCAAGGGAGGCACAUAGCGACAAAACUCAUUCAAAGUCAAACAUGGGUGCCGAUAGAAGACCGAAAAGUUCGUAUCUCUCGAUGCCGGAUAUGGCGGUCGCGUAACAAGGUCAACUGACAUUGCAGUUAGGCAGCAGCAACACCAAAGCCCCCAGAUUGCGCAUGACACUCAAGCUCAUGUCUCCAUCUGCUUCUUUACAACAGGUCCCAGCCACGUGCCGCAAGGCAGGUUCGCAACAGAAGUCAAUGGUGCGCAGCAAACCUCACCUCAGACAACGCAGACAUCACGGUAGUGAGCUCCAGGCGAUGGGCAACAGGGCAGUGACAGGGAGAACCGGGACAGUGUUGCGUUUCACGAUGAAGGAUGGCGAAGCCGUGAAGGCUGAGGUGAUUGGGUGAAGCAGCUCAUGUCUGCCAUAGAGAACUUGUGGCAUUUGGCGGAAUGUGUUUGGAGUCAACUUGGACAGCUGUCGCUUGACAGACUGUAGGUGCUUGUUGGUAUAUAUCUGGGAGUAGCAAUUAGGGUCGCUGCUAGGUGGGAAAUGAGGAUGCGAAGGAGAUCUGAGUAUAGAUUUGUGUUGGUGCGCAGAGAUGUGAGCAGACUGGAACCAGCCUGGCCAGUUAGCAGAACUUGUGGCUGCAGGAUGAUGUAUUCUGGGGAAAGACCAGGCGAGCAGGAUCAGG